Molecule: messenger RNA, 2912 nt
Organism: Spinacia oleracea (spinach)
Lineage: Eukaryota; Viridiplantae; Streptophyta; Magnoliopsida; Caryophyllales; Amaranthaceae
Product: potassium transporter 2
Exons: 10
Coding region: 319-2682 (787 amino acids)
Biological process (GO): potassium ion transmembrane transport
Cellular component (GO): plasma membrane
Molecular function (GO): potassium ion transmembrane transporter activity
Source: RefSeq, a predicted model, not a curated record
AGCUCACGUGAUUAUGCUACAACAAUUUACAAUUAAACUGCCGUUUUUUAACAUUCCUUCUUAAUUACUGUAAUUUUUCAUUCCAUUCCAACAAUCUUUCUUUCUCUCACAUUCCACUCUUAAAUUUGCAACCUUUCCGGUUCUCCUUCUCCAUGGUGAGAUGAAAGUUUCAAGUUUGAAGAUAUGGGCUGUUCUAUUUUAAUCUGGGUAUCUCAAAAAAUUGCCUCUUGAAUCUUGGUUUUUGUUCUAGAAGCUCAUAGAACACUCAAACCCUCCCAUUUCAUCUGGGUUAGUUGAAGAAUUUACACCCACAAAAUUAUGGACACUAAUAGAAAUUGCUGGGGGUCCAACAAUAAUAAGGACAAAUCUUGGAAAGCAGUAUUGGUAUUAGCAUAUCAAAGCUUGGGAGUAGUAUAUGGGGAUUUGAGUAUUUCUCCAUUGUAUGUGUUCAAGAGUACAUUUGCAGAUGACAUUCAUCAUUCUGAAACAAAUGAAGAAAUUUUUGGUGUUCUUUCAUUUGUUUUCUGGACUCUUACUUUAAUCCCUUUGUUUAAGUAUGUUUUCAUAGUGUUAAGAGCAGAUGACAAUGGUGAAGGUGGUACUUUUGCGCUUUAUUCAUUGAUAUGUAGGCAUGCGAAAGUGAGUCUUUUGCCAAAUAGACAGGCAUCUGAUGAAGAUGUUAGUACAUAUAAGAUGGAGCAUCCUCCUCAGAGUAAUAGCACUUCUAAGGUUAAAAUGGUGCUUGAGAAGCAUAAGUCUUUGCGGACUGCAUUGCUUGUAUUGGUUCUUCUUGGUACUUGUAUGGUUAUUGGAGAUGGACUCCUUACUCCUGCUAUUUCUGUUUUCACUGCUGUUUCUGGCCUCGAGUCAUUGAUGUCCCAUGAGAAUCAUCAAUAUGCUGUGAUUCCAAUCACAUGCUUCAUCUUAGUCUGCCUUUUUGCUCUUCAACAUUAUGGAACACAUCGAGUUGGAUUCGUCUUUGCCCCUAUAGUUUUGAUCUGGCUAUUAUGCAUAAGUGGUCUGGGGUUAUAUAAUAUCCUUCGUUGGAAUCCACAUGUUUAUCAAGCUAUUUCACCAUAUUAUAUGUACAAGUUCUUGAAGAAGACUACAAUAAGCGGAUGGAUGUCUUUGGGAGGUGUUCUGCUGUGCAUUACAGGUUCUGAGGCAAUGUUUGCUGAUUUAGGCCACUUCUCUUAUAUGGCAAUUCAGAUUGCUUUCACUUUUCUGGUAUAUCCUACGCUCAUACUAGCUUAUAUGGGUCAAGCAGCAUAUUUGUCAAUGCAUCACGAGAAUGCUGAUGCAAUCAGUUUUUACCUCUCUGUGCCAGAGAAGGUCAAGUGGCCAGUAAUUCUGGUAGCAAUUCUUGCUUCAGUUGUGGGAAGUCAAGCAAUUAUAAGUGGGACAUUCUCAAUCAUUAACCAAAGCCAAUCACUUGGUUGUUUCCCCAGAGUCAAAGUGGUUCACACCUCAGAUAAGAUACACGGCCAGAUAUAUAUUCCUGAGAUAAACUGGAUACUGAUGGUACUUUGUAUUGCUGUUACAAUAGGAUUCAGAGAUACGAAACAUUUGGGGAAUGCAUCAGGAUUAGCAGUGAUGACAGUGAUGUUGGUGACUACUUGCCUAAUGUCCUUGGUCAUGGUUUUAUGCUGGCAUAAACCUCCAAUUUUAGCUCUAUGUUUCCUUCUCUUUUUCGGUUCGAUCGAAAUUCUCUACUUCUCGGCUUCUCUUGUAAAGAUUGCCGAGGGUGCCUGGCUUCCGAUCCUGCUAGCCCUCAUUCUUAUGACCAUCAUGUUUGUAUGGCACUACGCCACCAUCAAAAAGUACGAAUUUGACCUCCACAACAAAGUCUCCUUGGAAUGGUUGCUAGCCUUAGGUCCAAGCCUAGGAAUAUCGCGGGUCCCAGGCAUUGGCAUGGUCUUUACCGACCUCACUUCUGGCAUCCCGGCAAACUUCUCUCGGUUUGUCACAAAUCUCCCUGCAUUCCACAAGGUAUUGGUGUUUGUGUGUGUGAAGUCUGUUCCUGUUCCCUACAUUCCCCCAGCUGAGAGAUACCUUAUUAGCCGUGUGGGGCCCCCAACUCACCGAUCUUAUCGGUGCAUAAUCCGAUAUGGAUACCGUGACGUCCACCAAGACAUAGAUUCAUUCGAGUCUGAGCUAGCUACAAAGUUGGACGAGUUCAUCCGUUAUGAUUGGGUUCGGGACCAAGGAGAAGCCCAGCAGUCCUUUGAUUAUGACGAGGCCCGGUUAAACGAAUCUAAUGGGUGUAGAUUAGCCGUGGCAGGUACCGUGAGAUACUCCCGUGAACCACCGUAUGAGAUUGAUGAAAACCCGCAACCAGCAAGCGUGUCCAUUGGACUGCCAACAGUUGACAGCAUGGGGGAUAUUAUGGAAAUGGAGCCUGUGAAACGAAGAGUAAGAUUUGCUGAUCAAGCAUGGUCAUGUGAUGAGAGAGAAAGUCAGAUGCUUCAAGAAUUAGAUGAUCUAUGGGAUGCUCAGCAAGCUGGGAGUGCAUUUAUAAUAGGGCAUUCCCAUGUUAGAGCUAAACAAGGGUCAUCUUUUUUCAAGAGGAUUGCCAUUAAUUUUGGGUACAAUUUUCUUAGAAGGAAUUGCAGGGGACCUGAUGUUGCGCUCAGGGUGCCACCAGUGUCGCUUCUUGAGGUUGGCAUGGUCUAUGUUGUUUAGGACUUGGAUUAUGCUUUGUAAUUAGUUUUUAACUUAAAUCGGUUUUGUUAAUACACAUGAAAAGAGAGCGAGCAGGCUGUUUUUGUGCACUGUUACGUAAUAGCGGGAAGUUUAGGGCAUGUUUCAUGUCUGCUUAAAAAGAAAUGGUUUGUAAAGUUUAAAUUUUCUGAUGUUUUAGCAUUUUACUUGUUUUGACCCAGUGGCAAAAACUAAGGGUUUGUUUAUGAUAA